Molecule: messenger RNA, 620 nt
Organism: Cucumis melo (muskmelon)
Lineage: Eukaryota; Viridiplantae; Streptophyta; Magnoliopsida; Cucurbitales; Cucurbitaceae
Product: histone H3.2
Exons: 1
Coding region: 70-480 (136 amino acids)
Cellular component (GO): nucleosome
Molecular function (GO): protein heterodimerization activity; structural constituent of chromatin; DNA binding
Source: RefSeq, a predicted model, not a curated record
UCCAUAAACAAUCAUCAAACCUCUCCAAUUCCAAUAUCUCCGAAUUUCACUUCCAUAUCUCUAUCACAAAUGGCAAGAACAAAGCAAACAGCAAGAAAAUCAACGGGAGGAAAGGCUCCAAGGAAGCAGCUAGCAACAAAGGCAGCAAGGAAGUCGGCUCCGGCGACCGGAGGAGUGAAAAAGCCUCAUAGAUUCCGUCCAGGGACGGUGGCACUGAGGGAAAUCAGGAAGUACCAAAAGAGCACGGAACUUCUAAUCAGGAAGCUUCCGUUUCAAAGGCUGGUGAGAGAGAUCGCCCAGGAUUUCAAGACGGAUCUCCGGUUCCAGAGCAGCGCGGUGGCGGCUCUUCAGGAGGCGGCGGAGGCGUAUUUGGUGGGGUUGUUUGAGGAUACAAAUCUUUGUGCUAUUCAUGCUAAGAGAGUUACGAUUAUGCCGAAGGAUAUUCAAUUGGCCAGGAGAAUUAGAGGGGAAAGGGCUUGAUUUUGUGUAAUUUGUCAAAUUGGUUAAUUGGAAGUGGAUUUGUGUUUUAGGGUUUAUGUAUACUAGAAGGGAAUUAGGGUUCUUUUUCUUCAACAAAACUGAAGUUUAAUCUAAACUAAAGUUAAUUGGUUUCCUUUUUA